CGCUCAUUGUGCGAGGUCCAAAGUAAAACCUCUAUUUAAGUGGGGUUUAUACUUUAAAAGGGUUACUUUUUUUUUAUUUAUGUGGAAAUAUUAUUAAUCGCGAUGCCGCGUGAGCCGAGACUGUGCACAGAUUUAAGAACAAAAAUAAAAUGUAACGUUCAUUCAGCGCACCAUAUUAGAUCCCACGUGGAUCUUUUCCUCGUGUUUAUCAAUCUACUUUUAAUACUUACACCAAGUGGGAAAGCUUCGUACGAGAUGCAGGGUCCAAAUUUCAUAGUAGAGCCACAGUCGAGGGUUGAAUUUACAAAUGUAAGUGGAGGCCGUGUCGAUUGCACUGUCAGGGGAAACCCUGAGCCAACGGUAGAAUGGCUGGCAGCAGACGGUGGUAAUGUCGCCAGCAUACCUGGGAUUAGAAUGGUAUUUAGUAAUGGAACCAUUUACUUCCCUGCCUUUGAAGCGGAAGCCUUUCGUCAGGAUGUUCAUUGGGCUAUUUAUAAAUGCACGGCAAUUAACAGCGUUGGGGCUGUUGUCAGCAGAGACGUCACUGUUAGAGCUGUGGUAAACCAGCGUUACGAUCCAGAAGUUCAGAGUCUCGGUGGUUUCCUGGGCAACAAUGUACUUAUGCGAUGCAACGUACCCAGUUUCGUUCGUGAUCAUGUCACUGUAACAUCUUGGUUACAAGAACCCUCUUUUAAUAUUUAUCCAUCUUCUGCCAGUGAUGGAAAAUAUCACAUGCUUCCCAACGGCGAUUUAAUGAUUAUAAAUAUAACUCGAGCUGAUGCUCAAAUGACAUACAGAUGUAGAACUCAUCAUAAACUGACGGAAGAUACAUUAGUUAGUCCUAAUGUCGGACGAAUACAGUUAGCAGAAAUUAGAGGUUUUACGCCGCCGAUAUUAAACGAAAAAUUACAUACAAUGUCAGCCCGCCUGGAGGAGACUGUGGUUAUACCCUGUGUUGCGUACGCAAAUCCUCCGCCGACUAACAGAUGGUACUUUAAACGUGAUCAACGUGAGGAACCUAUUGAUGAGAUUUCGGGUCACUACAAAAUUCGGGACGGUUGUUUGACAAUACAAACAGUCCAAGAGAGUGACGCCGGCACGUAUGUUUGCACAGCAAGCAACGUUGAAGGGAGCGCUAGUUUUGAAAUUCGUUUGAGUGUUUCUGCGUCUUUGAGUGUACACGUUCAGCCUCCUGUUCAGACUGUUGAUCUCGGGAAACCAGCAUCUCUCACGUGUAGCGCGAGUGGUUUCCCUCAGGCAGCGCUUUAUUGGUUGAAAGACGGACAGCCGUUGCGGACAGGCGAUCAUAUAAGUCUAAUCUCUCGGGAUCGCAUUUCCGUGAGUGCUGUUGCUCGUGAGGAUCGUGGUAUGUAUCAGUGUUUUGUUCGGAACGAGCAUGAGAUGGCACAGGGAAUCGCUGAAUUACGCCUGGGAGAAAUAUCUCCGCAACUGGUGUACCGAUUCAUCGAGCAAACAAUGCAGCCGGGACCAUCAGUGUCACUUAAAUGCAGCGCUGCUGGUAAUCCAACGCCUCAAAUUUCAUGGCUGCUUGAUGGGUUUCCGCUACCCCAAAAUGACCGUAUACUUAUUGGCCAGUACGUCACCGUGUACGGGGAUGUUAUUUCCCAUGUAAACAUAUCCUCUGUUAAAUCCGAGGACAGCGGUGAAUAUCAAUGCACAGCUGCUAGCCGGGCCGGCGAAUCAUCUCACUCUGCCAGGCUCAAUGUUUAUGGAUUGCCGUAUGUACGUCCAAUGCCAGCAGUGUCGGCAAUCGCGGAAAAACAACUUGAAAUAAAAUGUCCAGUUGCUGGGUAUCCCAUUGAAUCCAUUAUUUGGGAAAAAAACGGUACUCGAUUACCAACAAACAUACGCCAGAGAGUUGCAAAUGGAACUUUGACGAUUGAUACCGUUCAGCGUAGUGCAGAUCAAGGCAUAUAUACCUGUGUUGCACGGAAUAAACACAACUAUACCUCUCAUCGUACUGUUGACGUUAGAGUACUCGUGCCACCUAAAAUCACGCCUUUCAGUUUUGCUCGCGAUUUAAACGUAGGCGAUCGUACUAGCAUACAGUGCGUAGUUGUAACAGGUGAUUUGCCUCUUACAUUCACGUGGCUAAAAGAUAACAUGCCGAUAGAGACACGUGAUCAAGAUUCCUCUGGAAGUUCCAACGGAGUGUCGUCAAUCAACGGCCAGAGUAAAAGUAACUCUGGUAAAAAUGAUCGACGUGGAAACAAUAACGAGAGUGGAAUUAAGAAUAUGUUAUCGAAAGGACGGUCUUCUUCUUCCUCCUCCUCUUCUUCUUCAACGAUUGAUCAAUCGUUAGAAGAGUCAAUAACGAUCCGCCAUUAUGACGCUUUUAAUAGUGCUCUGAGCGUUAGCACGAUAACUCCUGCACACAAUGGCACGUACACCUGUCGCGUGACCAAUGGCGCUGCAACCGUCGCUCACUCUACUCUUCUCCUUGUCAACGUUCCGCCCCGGAUCUCGCCGUUUUUUCUCGAAAGCGGGGUUAUGGACGGAACGAGGACGCAGCUGAUGUGCUCGACGAGUGAAGGAGAUCAGCCAUUCAAUAUCACUUGGUUGGUCAACAACGAGCCAAUUCAAUUGAGAGAGCAUCCCGCUGGGGAGCAUGCAUCAUCCUCCUCAUCGUCAUCAUCAUCAAUAUCAUCGUCAUCAUCAUUAUCAUCAUCGUCUUCUUCUUCUUCGUCGUCAUUGUUUUCGUCGGUGGGAAAUAUUCAGAUAAGCAACUAUUCACCGUUUUCCAGUAUCCUCACUAUUAAUAGCGUUAAUGAGAAGAAUUCCGGAAACUACACAUGUCAAAUCAGCAAUGUUGCCGGUGUCGUCGAGCACACCGCUGUUCUCGCCGUUUUCGUCCCUCCUCGUUGGGUUGUGGAACCUAUCGACCAGGAUGCUAUUGUAGGUCACUCUGUCUCCGUGGCUUGCCAAGCUGAAGGAUUUCCGAUUCCUAAUGUUACCUGGAAACAAUCUAUCGGUGAAACGCCAGGAGACUACCGUGAGCUCGGAUACGGAGGAACUACGGAAGGAAUUGAAGUUUCAAAGAAUGGCUCGUUGGUUAUUCCAAGAGUAUCCAGAGAACACAGCGGGUUUUACUUGUGCCAAGGAAGCAAUGGCAUAGGUCCUGGUCUCAGUAAACUCAUUCGUCUAACAGUUCACGCGGGGCCGCAUGUUGAAGUUAAAACACGUCAAGAGUCUGUCAGAAGAGGUGAAACGGGAACUUUGAGAUGCGAGGCCGAAGGUGAUUCACCUCUUGAUAUCAGUUGGCGUAAUCGUGCUGGUAGAAUUGAGCCAAUUUAUGAUUUAAGAUAUAUAUUGGAGAAUAAUUCAACACCCCGUGGAAUGACGUCUGAAUUACGAAUAACUAAAGCAGGCCACGAGGACCGGGGAGAGUACGUGUGCGUUGCCAGCAAUGCGUAUGGCAUGGACAAAGCAUCGAUCAAUCUUCUGGUCCAAGAGCCCCCUAAUUUUCCCCGGAAUUUACACGUAGCCGAGCUUAAAAGUCGCUCGAUACUUUUGUCUUGGUCAUCGCCUUCCAGCGACUCGGACUCUCUUAACCCCGACUCUCCAAUAACUAAUUAUAUUAUUCAGUACAAAGAGGCCGAUGAUGUGUGGCAUGACCACAACACCCAGCCGGUAGCAGGAGACAACACGAUCGCUUUGGUAUCACAACUAAAACCGGCAACCACCUAUCAUUUUCGUGUCUUUGCGGAAAAUCAUCUCGGGACAUCAGCCCCAAGCGACAUUCUUCAUGUUCAAACUGACGGCGAGAUACCGGGAGGGCCUCCGAGGCAGGUCACCGCAGAGCCUCUGGGUCCUCAGCAGCUAAAAAUCACCUGGCAGCCUCCGGAUCAGGCUCUGUGGAACGGAGAGCUUCUUGGAUACACCAUCGCUUCCACUAUACUCAGAGAUGACGAGCAGGCAACAAAUAUAACUCGAGUGGGCAUUACGGGAAAUGGGGACGGAACUUACGAGUACCGAUUAACUGGAUUGAGAAAAUUUACCGAGUACAGCAUUGUGGUGAAGGCUUUUAACAGCAAAGGAGAUGGUCCUGGUUCUGAUCCAGUGAUAACCCAAACCCUCGAAGCAGUACCAAGCGCUCCGCCGCAGCACAUUGCCUGCACAGCGCUGACUGGUCAAAAUAUUCAAGUUACGUGGAAAGCACCGCCGGCGGAUAAAAUCCACGGAGUAAUAAAGGGGUACAAACUUUUGUACGAACCGGCUAAUGAAGAAAGUAGUGAAAUUGUGGGAUCUCGUGAUACAAAGAUUACUCAAGCGCUUAGCACAGUUCUUCACGAUUUACGGCCCUACACAAACUACACCGUCCAGAUUUUGGCUUACACCCGGGCCGGGGAAGGUGUUACCAGUACGCCCAUUUCGUGUAUGACUGAAGAAACUGUUCCUGAUGUACCGGAACGCGUCAAGGCAGUUCCAGCCGCGGAUAAUGUUGUUAUUAUUUCGUGGUUACCACCAAAACGACCGAACGGUGUUGUCACUAAGUACACCGUGUAUAUACGAGCGCUGGAUCAGGGCCAAGAAGUAAAGAUCAUUAAAGACUUUUUGCCGGCUCAAAGUUUACACUAUGAAGCCACGGGGUUGAAACUACGAGAAUCUUAUGAAGCAUGGGUCACUGCUUCCACUAAAGUCGGAGAGGGACCAAGUACUCCGGUCAUCAAACUUCAGCCAAGUUCUACCGCGGCUAUUGUAUCUUUUGGAGCUCCUAUAAUAACGUCUUGGCGUGUUGACGUAAGAUUUCAUUGUUUAUACGUCGGAGUACCUGAACCGACAGUUGAUUGGCGAUUGGGGGAUGUUAAAUUACAAAAGAGCCAAAGAUUGGAUAUUGGAGCAGAUCAUACGCUAACUUUAAAAAAUGUACAGAGAAGUCAGGAGGGAAAUUAUUCGUGUCAUGUCAAAAAUUCAUUGGGCUUUGAUGAAAUUAUUUACAGCCUACAAGUUCAAGUUCCACCAACACCUCCAACACUUCUUGCAACUGGCACAACAACCGAGGCGGUGCAGUUACAGUGGAAGCAGGGAGACAACGGGGGUGCUCCUAUAAAGGGAUUUGUGUUGGCUUAUCGCAAGGAAUUCGCCGAAUGGGAAGAAGUUAUGCUUGACAGGCGUGCCAGUACUCAUUUACUUGGAGGUCUGCAGUGCGGUACAAAGUAUCAAUUUACUCUGGCUGCUUUUAAUCGCAUAGGGAGUGGAAGUGCCAGCAAAAUGGAAACUGCUAGGACCAAAGGCUCUAAACCAGUUCCUCCCCAUAAAAAGCAUCUCAUACGUACCAAUAUGACCUCUGUUGUUCUUGAACUGACUUCCUGGCAAGACGGCGGCUGCCCAUUGCUCUACUUUGUUGUUGAAUACAAACGAUUGCCCGGUGAUUGGCUAUUAGUAUCGAAUAAUGUGUCACCACAAUCGAGAUUUCCGAUAGUAAAUUUGGAGAGUGGAACGAGCUAUGAAUUACGAGUGACAGGAUACAAUAAUGCCGGAUCAACUCAAGCGGAAUACCUAUUUAGUACAACUACUCCUGGCGACUCAACGAGGAUCCAUGACGGGCGGCCGCCUGAAAUAAAGGUCACGCCGGUUUAUUUCGAUGCACAAGUACUUGCGCCCAGUGUUAUAUCCGUUGUUGCUGUUAUUAUAGUCGUCGGCGGUGUUUGCUUUUGUCUGAAAACACAUUCUCUGAGAGGAAGAAGAGGUAAUGAUCCAACUUCUCAAACCCAGGCGGCGUUGGAUAACAAACACAAUAUGGAACAGAGGGAACAGUAUUAUGCAACAGUACGUAAGCCUAGUCAACAAUCCCCUUGUCGGGAGGUAAAUGCAUUGGAACGUAUACCCGAGUACUCUGAAGACAUUUAUCCGUAUGCAACAUUUCAUUUGCCCGAGCAAGAAAAUUUAUCCGCGAAUCCAAUAAGGCAGGCGUAUUUCUACGAGAGAAGUGAAACAAUGUUACAAGGAGCUCAGAUUGAUGUUGAUCAAUAUACCAAAGUAAGAAGCCGGUCAAGGCGUAAAUCAAAGUCAUUCAAGUCCGAAUCCGAGGAAUACGAUACUCUUGGAUCGGACAGCGACACCGAAGUAGGGACGAGUAGUCGUACAGAGUCCUCCAACCACCUCGACGAUUCUGCUCCGACGUCUAUUUUAACUCGCUCCCCGGGACCUAAUUCCGGGCCACAGCGAGGCCGCGAGCAACGAUUAGCCAUAUUCCCAAGGCCGGUUCAUCAUAAUGUACUGUACCACACGCACGAAUCAAGUACAUCAACCGAGCCGUCACCAAUUUCUGAAAGAAAAACCUUUCCUAGAUUAGAAAAGCAACGACAUGGAAUAAUAGCAGACAACGUCAGUGGAUCUCGAGUUCAAAAUAUAAUUCGAGCAAUGGGAAAGGAUCCAGAGACGAGCACGGGAGUUAGAUCUUACUCGGCAGCACCCUCGCCGAGUCACACUGCCAAAGGAUCAAGACUUAAUACAGCCUCGAUAGAUCGACACAAACAAAUACCGCGUCGAUCAGUUGAGUCUUUGUGUUUGUUCAAUGAUCCUCAACAACCGACAUCAGUGAUACAGCCGACACACACACAAACGUCAUCCUCAUCUUCAAACUCAAACUCGAAUUCAAACUCAAAUUCAAAUUCAAAUUCAACCUCAACCUCAACCUCAACCUCUAUUUCAAUGUCAACACCACGCAAUUAUCAACGAAACGCGAGAUUACGCUCUCGAGAGCAGCAACCGCGCGAAGACUGGGGUAAUGAAUUAUCCACACUAGAGCUCAAACCACCCUCAGGGUUCACCGAUGCUCACGAAACAAGCGAGGCGGAAUGUGAUAUUGAUAUGAAGCUCAAACUUCACAGAAAACGUUCCGGGCCUCUCUCUAAUUCGCUGUCCAAAUCACCCAAAGACUUUACAAUCACUGUUUAAACAUCAACUAUUUCAUUUUUAAAUUGUAUUGAUCUAAAUGUCAAGACUUACAUUACAAUAUUGAGAGUAAAAUCCAAAAAAAAGUUAAUAAAUUAAAUAAAGUAAUUAACUAAUUAAUAAUUAAAUGUAUUAUUGAAAUAUCUCAUUGACUAAUUAUUGAUAUUAUUGAAUGCUAU
Messenger RNA from Cotesia congregata, 7097 nucleotides. NCBI's taxonomy places the organism in Eukaryota, Metazoa, Arthropoda, Insecta, Hymenoptera, Braconidae. The record is from the annotation of a GenBank genome assembly.